Babesia sp. Xinjiang is the source of this 1203-nucleotide messenger RNA. RefSeq lists its product as uncharacterized. NCBI's taxonomy places the organism in Eukaryota, Apicomplexa, Aconoidasida, Piroplasmida, Babesiidae. Bases 1 to 1203 code for a protein of 400 amino acids. The record is from RefSeq and is a predicted model, not a curated record. The transcript has 3 exons.
AUGCUAAAUAGGCCAGAAUCAUAUGUGCCGAAAAAUAUGGCACAACCAAGAAUGGCUACCGGUACCCUCAAUGUACCUGUAGCUGCGACCCAAGUUUUUAGGAGACAAAAUACCACAAGCCGAAUUAUGGGACAAAACUAUCAGACAGCACAACCACAAUUCAAACCAACACCUGGUACCAGAGUACCAAUGAUGAUGCCCAGAAGAGCAACCACCAAUGUCAUCACUUAUUCAGCAGGGAUCACACCACGGGAUGCAAUGCAGACCAAAUCACCAAUCUCCAGGAAUAAUGUAAUGACCAAAAAGACCGUUGUAUUGCCACAAACAAGACAAAAAACUAAUCCAAUACCUAACAGGGUUAUAGUAGCUGACAAGUCACCAGCAGCUAUGCCAAGACAGGGAACUGGAAUAACACGUAACAAUUUUGUACCGAGCUCAUAUGUAUCAAAGGUAUAUCCCACAUACAAUCCGGCACAACAAGCUGCAACUCCAAACAGAAUACCGACAACGCCAAUAUUACAACAAUCUAGAGCUAGUAAAGCUUUGUUUCAACCAAAUGAACAAAGAAUUUUCCAUGCGCAACCAAGACUAACAAACCAUGUUGCAUUCAAAGGAAGAAACCAAAAUAAAGGUAAUUCUGCACAAAGGAAACCCUCCGUUUUCAACGAUGUAGUCAACAAAAUCAAGGAACACGCUUCGGCGCUACCGACCAUUGAGGCUAAAGAAGCUGCGCAACUUGUAGGAGGAUUCGUAUCAGGGACCAUAAGCGUACUUGCACAUAUAGUAGGAGAUAUAAGGGGGGACAUCAUAAACGGAUUAUUCAAGCCUGAGGAUCCCAGCUAUGAUGCCGCCAAGGCAUAUUAUUACUCCUCAAACAACCACCCCUCAAUACCAACUGGUAUGACACAACGCAUUGACUACAUCGAAGAGAUCGAGAAAUGUUCACGUGCUCGUUCGAAUAGCACGAAACCACAACAAACAAGGAGACCUCAACAACAAAUGUAUCCGCAACAAAGACGUACACCAGAACCGACAAAUCAACCCAUGUAUAAAUACCAACAAUACAUGCCUCAACGGGAACAACAACCUACAACGUUUGGGCAAGACCCGAACAUGUUCUCCAUGAUGUCAGAACGCACUUUAGAGGAGUUUCUACUCAAUGAUGGAUACCUCAACUCUGCGCCACCCUCAAUUCCCAGGUAA